This is a messenger RNA of Nerophis ophidion (straightnose pipefish), 4420 nucleotides long. Its product is annotated as G-protein coupled receptor family C group 6 member A-like. The transcript is spliced from 6 exons. Bases 52 to 2595 code for a protein of 847 amino acids. Gene Ontology annotation, biological process: G protein-coupled receptor signaling pathway. Gene Ontology annotation, cellular component: membrane. Gene Ontology annotation, molecular function: G protein-coupled receptor activity. The record is from RefSeq and is a predicted model, not a curated record. NCBI's taxonomy places the organism in Eukaryota, Metazoa, Chordata, Actinopteri, Syngnathiformes, Syngnathidae.
UCCUUCAUAGAGAGGGACACUGUGCAUAUAUGUACAGUAGACAUACACUCCAUGUUUACAAUGUUCUACUUAGGUUUAGUUGUGAGUGUGAUAGCUGUGCUCGGUUUAGGAGAUGGAAGUUUGCUGAAUGCCUUUUAUCCAGGAGACAUCGUCAUUGGAGGACUUUUCCCUAUUCACCUCCAAACCAACAGAAGCACAAUACCAGGACCUGUCUCCUGCAGCCAGUAUAACUUCCAAAUGCUUUUACAAUCGCAAAUGAUGAUAUAUGCAAUCAGAGAAAUUAACCAUCGUACGCCAAGGCUUCUCCCUAACAUCACGUUGGGAUAUCACAUCUACGACACAUGCGGGGAUGUCACCUUUGCCAUCAGGGCCACUCUUCAGCUCGUCAAGGACCAGUUGGAUAGUCGAAAGUGUUUUUUUCCGGAAAAUACUCAGUUUGCUCCACCCAAUUUGAUGGCAGUGAUUGGUGAGAGGUUCUCUGAGGUCUCAAUCGCAGUUUCACGAGUUAUGGCUCUAUCUUCAGUGGCUCAGAUUAGCUACGCAUCAACGAGUGAGCUACUCAGCAGGAAGUUGAAGUUCCCCACUUUUCUGAGAACAAUAUCUAGUGAUGAAUAUCAGACAAAGGCCAUUACCGAGCUGGUGAGGGAGUUCAACUGGAAAUCUGUGGCCAUCAUAGGAAGUGACGACGAGUACGGAAAGUAUGGCAGUGAUCGACUCGCACAACUCUUCAGAGAGAUGGAGGACGUCUGCAUUGAAUUCAUUGACAUCCUGCCUGGUUACUUUUCCCAGAAUAAUUCCCAAACCCAUAAGAAGAUGUCAGUGCUUGUGGACAACAUCAAUAAAUCCACUGCUGAGGCAGUAAUCGUUUUUACCAAGGAGUCAAAUGUUGAUAUCGUCAUAGAAGCUGCAGUUAAACACAAGCUGAACAGAACGUGGAUAGCAAGUGACUCUUGGUCCAGCUCCACAAAGCUGGCUACUUUGCCAGACAUUGACAUGGCAGGACUGGUGUUCGGAUUCAACUCUCAGAGGAAUUCAGUUGCCGGAUUUAAAGAUUACGUUAUGUCUAUAUUCAACGGAACGACAAAUGCCCUCCUGGAUCAUCACUUGACUCAUUACCCACUUUGUUCCAACGGGUCACACCUGGACGCCAAAUGCACACACAGCAAACAGGAGUCAGGACAAUGUGUGGACCUAAGAUGCUUGACCAAUCACAUCGACCAGGACGAAAAGUACAACAUCUACUUAGCUGUGCAAGUCAUUGCCGAGGGGCUACGACGCCUGCUGAAAUGUGACAGCCAGCAAUGUGAACGCGUCGAUGACUUCACUCCCUUGGAGCUUCUCAUGGAAAUUAAGAAGGUCAACUUUACUGUGGACACCACCCAUAUAUUUUUUGAUGCUAAUGGGGAUCCCAGUUUAGGAUAUGACAUUCUAUACUGGGACAUGUCAGGCAAGACAUGGUUAAAUGUCAUUCAAGUCAUUGGCAAGUACUGGCCAAACGGAACUAUCCGAGUCCCGCGUGACUUGGUACUAAAGAUGCACAAUGUGAAGGUAACUGCUUACAACUGUUCCAAAACUUGCCCACCUGGACAAGAGUUGAAGAAGCAGGAUGUAAAGUUGAAAUGCUGCCAUGAUUGUGUUCCGUGUGCAGAGGGAGAAUUUUCCACUGGACAAGGUGGGGAGUGUAAACGCUGCGGGACAAAUGAGUAUUCGUCUCCCACGAGGGACGAAUGUUUAAAAAAAACAUUUGAGUUCCUGGACUGGUCGAAUGUGUUCAUAAUCAUUUUAAGUACUUUGGACGGCUUAGGAAUUAUUUUAACGAUUAUGUUUGCAGUUUUGUUUGCCAUCCAUCAUAACACACCCAUCGUGAAGGCAGUGGGAGGAUAUUUGUGUUUUUUGGAGCUUUUUUCUCUGCUGACAUGCUUUUGCCUCACAUUUAGUUUUCCAGGGAAGCCCACUGUUGCCUCCUGCAUGAUCGGAAUGCCUCUCUUCGGAAUAGCCUUUUCUCUGUGCAUCUCUUGUAUUCUGGCAAACCUGUUGCAAAUCUUAGUGGGUUUUAUGUUUGACUUGAAGACAAAGUCGUGGUUGAAAAAGCUCAACCACCCGGUGGCUGUGGUCGCAGUGGUAACUGGAAUACAGUUGGCUUUGUGUGUGCCAUGGCUGUGCCUUUACCCUCCAUUACCAAGUCAGACCAGUUUAGCUAAGAGCAUCCUGCUGCAAUGCCAUAAAGGCUCCACCAAUUUUUUCAUCUCCAUGUUAAGCUACAACGCUCUUUUGGCCCUUAUUUGUUUCCUGUUUGCAUUCAAAGGGAAGCGGUUGCCAGAUUUGUACAAGAAUGCAAGUUUAGUCGCCAUUAGUAUGCUGCUGUAUUUAAUCAUCUGGAUCCUUUUUAUCCCCAUAUACAUCUACUUGUUCGGUGUAUACAAACAAGCCAUUGAGAGCGCUGCCAUUCUCGUCUCUAGCUACAGCAUUCUUUGCUGUCACCUGGCUCCCAAGUGUUACAUAAUGGUGUUAAGGAAGGAGAUUAAUGACAAGAAAGCCAUCACUGAGUAUAUUCGGAAGCAUUAUGAGGAGAAAGGGAUGUCUGUUGUUAAAUAACAUUGAGAUACUUUUAACCCUAAAAGGAACAAUCGGUAGAAAAUGGAUGGAUGGGUGGAUGGAAUUUCUGCUGCAUCUAUCCUGGUCAACCGAAUUGCUGUUAUCAUUUUAUCAGUGGCCGUGCGUUUCACACCUAGGCCUUCAGUGAUAUCCCACUUCAGUGAUGAAGUCUCAAAAUACCACUAUUUAUGUCACCACAUGACCAUUGCUGGAGAAAUACUAUACAGGAACACAUUUACUUACUACUGGGCAUUGAACAAAACGGGUUAUUUUCUGGCGCAUUUAAAAAAAACUUAAAAAAAACGCAACAGCAAUUAAAACAUAUCAUAUGCGGUACUGUCAAAACUAAAAUUGCAAAAAACAUUUUAAACAUGAAAAAAUAUAGAAAAAAAAUAUCUGAACUCACAUUUCAUCAACAGCUGAGCUAGUUUCUGGGGUUGGUUGACAUCGUCUCACCAGAUGUAGUUUCUCUUUACAUAUCCUUCUUGAAAAUGGUCUUGCAAAUACAGUGGGGCAAACAAGUAUUUAGUCAGCCACCGAUUGUGCAAGUUCUCCCACUUAAAAUGAUGACAGAGGUCUGUAAUUUUCAUCAUAGGUACACUUCAACUGUGAGAGACAGAAUGUGAAAAAAAAAUCCAGGAAUUCACGUUGUAGGAAUUUUAAAGAAUUUAUUUGUAAAUUAUGGUGGAAAAUAAGUAUUUAGUCAACCAUUCAAACCUCUCACUGAUGGAAGGUUUUGGCUCAAAAUCUCGCGAUACAUGGCCCCAUUCAUUCUUUCCUUCACACGGAUCAAUCGUCCUGUCCCCCUAGCAGAAAAACAGCCCCAAAGCAUGAUUUUUCCACCCCCAUGCUUCACAGUAGGUAUGGUGUUCUUGGGAUGCAACUCAGUAUUCUUCCUCCAAACACGACAAGUUGAGUUUAUACCAAAAAGUUCUAUUUUGGUUUCAUCUGACCACAUGACAUUCUCCCAAUCCUCUGCUGUAUCAUCCAUGUAUCCAUUUUGGUAUAAACUCAACUCGUCAUGUUUGGAGGAAGAAGAAUACUGAGUUGCAUCCCAAGAACAGCGUUUUUAAGCUUUAUUAAAAUAUUUGAUUCAUAAUCAAGAAUUCCUUCUUUGCAGACAUUCAAAUAUUGCAGUCGGUCUGGAAUUAGUGAUAAACGAGGGACCACUGCUCUGUACAUUGUAAAAACUGUCAAAAUAUUACGUUGCAAUUUAUUUCCUGUGUAAAUGCAAGCACUUAAAAUGUUUAACUGUAAGGGACAGGCAGCCCAUUUGGCACAGUAGAACUAAUACAGUACUGUCUACACACAUUAGAUCAGGGGUCACCAACCUUUUUGAAACCAAGAGCUACUUCUUGGGUACUGAUUAAUGCGAAGGGCUACCAGUUUGAUACACAAAUAAAUUGCCAGAUAUAGCCAAUUUGCUCAAUUUACCUUUAAUAAAUAAAUCUAUAUAUUUAUAAAAAAAUAGGUAUCUCUGUCUGUCAUUCCGUCUAACAUUUUUUUUCCUUUUACAGAAGAUUUUUUGUAGGGAAUAAAUGAUAAAAACACUUAAUUGAACGGUUUAAAAGAGGAAUAAACAUAAAAAAUGGAAUUCAAAUUUUGAAACACUUUAUCUUCAAUUUUGAGUCUUUAAAAUUCAAAAUUCAACCGCUAUUUCGAAUCUCUUUGAAAAAAUUCAAAAAAGAAUUUAUGGAACAUCAUUAGUAAUGUUUCCUGAUUAAGAUUAAUUUGAAAAUUUUGAUGACAUGUAUUAAAUAGGUUAAAAUCCAAUAUUCACUUUGUUAUGAUAAAUAACAAAUUGGACCAAGCUAUAUUUCUAACA